Messenger RNA from Acaulospora colombiana, 245 nucleotides. NCBI's taxonomy places the organism in Eukaryota, Fungi, Glomeromycota, Glomeromycetes, Diversisporales, Acaulosporaceae. The record is from the annotation of a GenBank genome assembly.
GCAUCUCUCUAUCACCACCACUUGAGCUUUACCACCACUACUCGAGCCCUACCACCACCACUCGAACCCUACCACCACCACUCGAGCCCUACCACCAUCACUCGAACUCUACCACCACCACUCGAACCCUACCACCACCACUUGAACUCUACCACCACCACUUGAACUCCAUCACUACCACUCGAGCUUUACCACCAUCACUCGAGCCCUAUUACUACCACUCAAGCCCUACCACCACCACUUGA